This is a messenger RNA of Helianthus annuus (common sunflower), 1254 nucleotides long. RefSeq lists its product as uncharacterized. The record is from RefSeq and is a predicted model, not a curated record. The coding region runs from base 1 to 1254 and encodes 417 amino acids. The transcript has 7 exons. Lineage: Eukaryota; Viridiplantae; Streptophyta; Magnoliopsida; Asterales; Asteraceae.
AUGGAAAGAGCAUGGGAUCAUUUUGGGGAGAUUGCAAAUGUGGCCCAAUUAACCGGGCUAGAUGCGGUGCGACUGAUAGGGAUGAUUGUUCAAGUGGCUAGCACGACGCGUAUGCACAAGAAAAACUACAAGCAGUUUGCAAUGCAUUUGAAGUUAAUUGGGAAUCUUUUACAACAACUGAAAAGGUAUCCGGAGACCCGUGAACCGUUGGAGCAACCCGAGGAAGCGUUACAGAGAAAGGUUAGGUUAUACACUGUAUCUGCUGUAGCAAGAGAAGUGGAGAGCAUAUUAGGUUCCAACCCAGGAAUUCCACUGUUGGCACUCCAAGACCAUUUGGAGAAGAAAAACCAGAUUCAGUUAAGUUUAAAGAAGACAUUCAGGGCAAAGGUAAUGGCUUUACACAGAAUAGAAGGUGAUUUCAAAGCUCAAUAUUCUAUUUUAAGGGAAUAUUGUGAAGAGCUCCUUAGAUCCAAUCCUGGCACAACAGUUAAGAUAGAUGUGGAAAGGGAGUGCAACCGUGCUAGUCCAACAAGACAGUUCAGGCGAAUUUACAUAUGUUUGGGUGCUCUCAAAGAAGGGUUCAAGGCUGAAACUAAAAUCAGUUGGGAGUGGUUCUUAGGGAAUCUUGGAGAUGACUUAGGUCUUGAUCAACAGUCCUACUUCACAUUCAUAUCUGAUAGACAAAAGGGUUUAAUACCACCACUUGCAAAGAUAUUCCCAUUGGCAGAGCAUAGGUUCUGUUUACGACACAUCCACAAGAAUAUGAAACCAGGAUGGAGUGGAAAUUUAUUCAAGGAAAUGUUAUGGGAUGCUGCAUGUGCUACUACAAAGCCACAGUUUAACAGAAAAAUGAAUGCCAUAAGACUACUUGACAGUGACUUGUUUGACUGGUUAAGCCAGAUUCCACCAAAAUCCUGGGCAAGAUCACAUUUCACAGGUAGGGCCAAGACUGAUGUCUUGUUGAAUAACAUGUUCAUAGCUAAAUGUAAUGGACCUUUGACUCCAUAUGCUACAAGAGUGUUUGAUGAAAUCAAGGCUGAUGCAAGUCAGUAUUCAGUGUUGAUGGCUAGUAGGGGUAGAUUCCAGUUAACAGGUAUGCCAUGUAAACAUGGUGUAGCUAGCAUAAGGGAUAUGGCAAGGAAUGGUAUGAAUGUGGGUGUUUUAGAGUCAUGGGUUGAUAAGGUUUAUUGGCUUCAAACCUGGAAAGAUGUUUACAUGCACACAAUUGAACCUAUCAGUGGGAGAGAGUACUAG